Molecule: messenger RNA, 2350 nt
Organism: Drosophila serrata
Lineage: Eukaryota; Metazoa; Arthropoda; Insecta; Diptera; Drosophilidae
Gene: Cnb
Product: centriole duplication and spindle assembly protein centrobin
Biological process (GO): regulation of cilium assembly; centrosome separation; mitotic cytokinetic process
Cellular component (GO): centriole; centrosome
Source: RefSeq, a predicted model, not a curated record
AUAGCAACAACAACAAAAACCAAUUGCAUCUGCCGCAGGUUUCCGCGGAUUAGAGGACCAUCUGGAGAAGUCGCGACUAUGUGGAAGGAAUGAGCGACACGGACACGGACGACACUGAUCUUCUGCUGCUGAUACCGCCCAACUACUACAGGGACACCGCCGAGCGGCUGUUGCAGGAGGUGAAGAUGAUGAGCGCAGGCGCGGCAGCGUCGGCGGACGCACUGGCCAUGCCACCACCCCCGGCACCAACCACUGCGGCAUACCAGUUUCUCCAUCCCAGCAAGAAAACGGAGCUAAAUCAUAUUAAUGCCAGGCUCCAGAACAUCGGAAUGGCCGAGGCAGAGGAUGAUCGGCAUUUCGAGGCGUCCGAUAUAUCUACAAUAUCCACGAACACGGUGAGGACAGCUUCGGGAAGGCAGCAUGGCGGCAGGGUGCUGCACGGGAUGGUGCACUCCACGCCCAAGAGCGGAUCUGUGGAACCGCCAGUCAGGCACCGGCAGCGGUCUUCGGAGGAUAAUAUCCUCCUGGAGAUCGAUCAAUAUCUGGAUGAGAACAUAGGGAAUCACUGGCAGCGCCAGGAUCACCACAUUCAUCACCACAGUGAUGAACAGCUGCGAAAAGAGCGGACGCUGGUGCAAGAUGUCCAGCCAGCGGCUACCUCCCUGCCCAGUAUGCGGCUGACGUCCUCUGCCUCCGGAUCUUCCGUGGAUCCGGCCAGAUGCAUUCGCAACAGUCAUGGCCCAACCGAUAACAAACUCAUCAGCCUGAGCGAACUUUGGGGCAAAAACAGCUUCGCGGGAAGUGUCCUGGACAACAACAACUCGCCCCAUCGAAUGCUGAGCACUCAGUCCCUUAAGGAGGAGCAAUUGCGACGACAGCACCUGGAGAAGACUGUCCAUACGCUGCAAUCGCAACUGCUAGAAUACCAACAGCGCAUAUCUGUGGCCAUCGAAGUCGAUCGCUCCAAGGAUGCGGCUCUGAACGGAGCUGAGCAAACAGCUAAGGCUCUCAACUAUGAGGUUCAGCAACUGCGGGACCGGAUCCACCAGUUGGAAGCGGACCGAGGCGAAUCUCAUGGCAAAAUUGAUAAUCUACAGCACGAGUUGGCGCAGGCAGUCAACUUGGCAACCAAGUUUCAAGAGAAGAACGAGAAACUGGAGACUGAAAUGGACCAGCAAAGGCGCGAGUCCAAGCAAUGGGAUGACAGGUUGGAACAGUUGGAAAUCCAGUUGCACAGCAGCAGGAGGGCCGAGGAACUAUCGCACGCUGAGCUGAACAAGCUAAGGGAUAAGUUCGCCAAAGUGGAUUAUCAGCAGGAGAAGCUUAAAGCCCGUAUCGAUGAGCUGGAGAAAGACAAGAGUACCUUAACACAUCAAAAGGAGAUGCUGCAGGAAUAUCAUCAAAAGCAAAAAGAUCGAGCUGAUGCCUUGGAAACGCAGCGGAAAUCCCUGCAGGAGACCUUGGCCAAUCUAACAGAGACUGAGACCAACCUUAAGAAGAAACUGGAUAUCCAGCAAAAAUCUCUUAAGCAGUAUUACCAACAGCAAAUGGAGAAUGUGGUGUCCAAGAAGAUGCGAGAAUUUCAAGAUCAGUUGGACAAAACCGAAGAACAUCUUAAGAAUGAGGCUCGCGAGCGUGAAAGACUGAUAGCCGAACGGGCGGUGAAGCAGCUGGAAAUGAUAAAUGAGAAGAACAAUCAGGAACUAAAUCUUAUUCAGGAAAAGCACAGCGAAGAGGUUGAGUUAUAUCGCCUGCAGCUUGCCAAUGCCUCUAAAAAGAUCGAAGAGAUGGAACUAAAGCUCGGAUGUUACAAGACCAAACGUGCUGACAUAGCAGAGAAGCUGCAUGGCGUGAUGGAGGCCCAAUGGCAGCAGGCUCUGGCUAUUCUCACCUCCCCCAGUAAAAACUCUCAUAACCACACCUGCGGCGACACCACGGAUGGCGAGUCGCCUGAAUUGAACAAUGCCCGCGUCGUUUAUCCCGAAACGCCCAAGACAAGCAAGUCGCAACGAAGCAAUAACACGGAGAAGAACAACCUGGAUGUGGUGGGCAAACGAGAUCCACCCUCGCCCAUGGACAAGUUGCAGGCUUAUAUAGAGCUGCUCCUAAGCAAGUCUCCCAGUGAUUUCGACAAACUCGAUGAGAUCUUGUCUCUGACAGCCAAACAGGGCAGUAAACAAGGCAAACCAAAGAGCGCGAGUGGGAACAGCAAGCUUCUACCGCCCUGGAAGUGCUGACAUCAGGGGAGGCUAACCUAUAUAUAUAGCUAUAUAUAUAUGAUUAUAUUUAGUAAUACUUAUAAUUAAUUUUAUAAUAAUAAUUACGAUACAUAUCGUAGUUGUAAAUGCGC